Molecule: messenger RNA, 5331 nt
Organism: Pygocentrus nattereri (red-bellied piranha)
Lineage: Eukaryota; Metazoa; Chordata; Actinopteri; Characiformes; Serrasalmidae
Gene: stim2a
Product: tromal interaction molecule 2a
Exons: 13
Coding region: 569-3676 (1035 amino acids)
Biological process (GO): activation of store-operated calcium channel activity; intracellular calcium ion homeostasis; store-operated calcium entry
Cellular component (GO): plasma membrane; endoplasmic reticulum
Molecular function (GO): calcium channel regulator activity; protein binding; calcium ion binding
Source: RefSeq, a predicted model, not a curated record
GCCAUGAGGAAGCAGAUGGACGCUGGAGCUCAGGCACAGAGAUCUGAAGGGAAAUCACUUUUCACUGCAAACUCCUGAGCAACGCCUGGAGGUGUUUACUUCACCCCUCACUGGGCAGUAAACAGCAGGAAUACUGGACGUUCUGCUCCCAGCCUGUUACCAACUUUUCCUAACACUUCAGCGAGAGUGGAGAUUUAUGGAGUUUUGCUCUGGAUGAACAUUUUUACCCGAUUCUGAAAAUCCUUUUUCAACUUUGACAAAUUUACGCCAAAUCUUUUUGUUUUUCUUUUGAAGAUGCAACCUGAUUCCAGUGCUUGGUGGAUUACGUUAGACCAUUUAGUACCAACACAUUUUGCUCUGGAAGGUUAUUUUUGGUAAAAAAUUCAUUUAUCAAUUAUUUUGCCAAAACUUAAAUUUUUUUUAAACGAUUUUAUUUUCACUGGAUUAGGUUUUUUUCUGUUUGGAUCACUUAGAUGUAAAUUUUUGUAAAUUUUUUGUUAACAAACAGGACCGGACAGUUGCAAAGUUUGUUCUGGACGAAAAUUUUUAGACUCACCCGGGACUCACCAUGCUGGUCUUUUGUGCCACGGUUUUGCUGGCACUGUUUGGACCAAUGAGAGGCGACUAUUCCAGUGAUGAGCCGCAGCCUGUUGGGAUAAAGAAGGAACCGAGUCAAGCUACAAUAGAUGCGUGCCUGCAGGUGACUCCUCCGUGUGUGACGGAGGCGGACCGCUUCAGCCUGGAGGCUCUGUGCCACAUCCACCGUGAGAUGGACGAUGACCAGGAUGGAGGGAUCGAGGUGGAGGAGAGUGUGGAGUUCAUUAUAGAGGACAUGCAGCAACAGCAGCAGACCAAUAAGCACAGUAAACUGCAUCAAGAAGACCAGCACAUCACAGUGGAGGAGCUGUGGCGAAGCUGGAAGUCCUCAGAAGUCCAUAACUGGACUCAGGAGGACGUGCUGUGCUGGCUGCGGGAGUUUGUGGAGCUGCCGCAGUACGAGAAAAGCUUCAAAGAGCUCCAUGUCAAUGGAAACACCCUGCCCAGGAUUGCGUCCAACGAGCCGUCGUUUAUGAGCACCUACCUGAAGAUCCAGGACCAGCAGCAUAAGCACAAGCUGAAGCUCAAGGCUUUGGAUGUUGUGCUGUUUGGACCACCCACCAGGCCACCACACAACUGGAUGAAGGACCUUCUGCUGAUUGUUUCCGUGGUGAUGGGGGUUGGCGGCUGCCUGUUUGCCCAGGCGCAGAACAAAGCAUCCAAAGAGCACAUCUCCAAGAUGAUGAAGGAUCUGGAGAGCCUUCAGAGAGCGGAGCAGAGCCUGAGAGACCUGCAGGAACAGCUGGAGCGAGCUCAGGAGGAGAAGCGCACCGUGGCUGUGGAGAAGCAGUUCUUGGAGGCGAAGAUGAAGGACGAGAUUGAGGGAGCUAAGGAGGAAGCGAACCGGCUUCACAAACUCCGGAAGGGAGCCGUCAGCGAACUAAGCCGCCUCCGCUAUGCCGAGGAGGAACUCGAACAGGUUCGGGGAGCGCUGAAGAAGGCCGAGCAGGACAUGCAGGCCAGCUGGUCCGUGCCGGAGUCUCUACAGCUGUGGCUGCAGCUCACCCAUGAGGUGGAAGUGCAGUAUUACAACGUGAAGAAGCAGAGUGCUGAACAGCAGCUGGCCACCGCCAAGGACGAGGCUGAGAAGAUCAAGAAGAAGAGGAGCUCAGUUCUGGGCACCCUGCACGUCGUACACAGUUCCUCUUUGGAUCAGGUGGACCACAAGAUCUUAGAGGCCAAGAAUGCACUGGCGGAGGUGACCUCAUGUUUGCAGGAGCGCCUUCACAGGUGGCAGCAAAUCGAGCGGUUGUGCGAAUUUCCUAUUAUGAGGAAUGCGGGACUGCCGAGCCUCACGGCUACCCUGUACCCAGAUCCUAACUGGAUGCUUCUGCCCAGAGCCGCCAUGUCCUCCUACCAGAUACCUGCAGGCGUGGAAGACAUGGAGGAAAGCAUGCCCUCCGUCAUGCCACAGAUUCCUGUCACUGUUACUCCAAUCAAGCUGUCCCCUCGAGCACUGGUCCGCUCCCGUCGAACCAGCCAUAUUGUCCAGCAGCCUGUGAUUCUGUCACCUGAUCCUGACCUGCUGAUCCCAAUCCGGGGACCAAUUCCACGAUACGGAGAGGAAGAAGGGGAACACAUCAUCUUCCCUACUCUUAUGAAACAGGAAUGCCUGGAGACGUCUUCAGACACUGACACUAUUGGAUCCACCAUUGGCAGAAUCUCUGCAGGCACUGACUUGGAUCCUACCCGAAGACUAUACCGCAAAGACAUAGACCGUUUCUCUGGUCGCAUCACGCGUAAGGUCUCUUUUGAGGAACAGGAGGAAACUCCGUCACGCAAGACAUCACGAGAGGAACUUGCAGACUCUCUGAGGGUCAGCCCCAGAAAAGUUUUCCAUGAAGUACUUGAUGAAACCCCAGUCACAAAGACAUCAAGAGAGGAACUGGAUGCACCUAUAGAAGGUCUGACAAGUUCUAUGCGUACCGAAGAACCUGAUUCUAGGAAGAUAUCAAAGAGUUUUCCAAUUGAUAACGCUGAUUUUUCUCCAAGACCAUCAGCUCGAGACAAGUCAGAAUCUUUAGUGGAACUGUAUUCUGGAAUGAGACACAAGGAUGAAACUGACCUAAAUGUGGGAAGUCAAAGAUGCAUGAUGUUUAGGGAGACGAAGGAUCUCUCAGUAGACACUCUCUCCAAAAUGGUGCCAGGAGAUGAACGUGAUCCUGAUGUCCAAAGUGGAAAUGCAGGCCCAGAUGUCGAUGCUGAGAUGGACACUACUCCAAAGAUGAUGCUUAGUGAGAACACUGAUGUUUCAAGGGAAUCCCUAGCAGGAAAACUAUCAAAGGACAUGUCAUUAGAAGGUGCAUCUAGAAAACUCUCAAGAGAUGAGUUUGAUGUGGAUGUGCAAAUGAAGCUUUUUAGAGAGAACAAGAAGUUACCCAGGGAGGAAUCUGACACUGGACAGCUCUUUAGAGGCGCUUCUGUGGAUAGUGCUUCUCGGAACAAGAUGCGAGGGAAAUUGGACAAGUCACUGGAGAGCAGGAGAGGAAUGUCCUUAAGAGAGAGAAGGGGAGAUAACACUUGGAAGCUUUCUAGAGAAGAACGUGAUGUUGCCCCAGAGAGACGACGAUUCUUCCAGGAUAUGAGGUUGGACAAUACUGCAGACACAAUCACAGAUAAAAUCCAGAGAGGUAUCUUGGAGUUGCCUUUGGACACUGCCAGACGCAAGAUAUCCAGAGAAGAGUUUGUGGUUUCAGAGCCAGGCUCCUUAAGCCAGCCUGACCUUACUGUAAGCUCCCUGAUGCUCUGGGCUCCACCACAAGAGCCACUUAGCCAUUUAGUGUAUGAUGGCAUUCUAGAGAAGUCUUAUAAGAACCCUCUAAAUGCACCUGGCCCUGCAGAGCUCAGUCAUGCUACCUCACUGCCCUCAAUGUCCACCUCCUCCCAAAGCCUUGCAAGUAGUGAGGGUUCUGGCAGCAAGUCUUCUUGUUCUGAAAAUGCUUCACUGCCAGAGUCCCGCAGUGGAGACAAAUGUAAGAAAUCUUCCAAGCUCAAGAACCUAUUCAAGAAAAAGAAGGAAAAGGCGAAAGAAAAAGACGUACCUGGAGAUCGUACACAAGGGGGCUUGCAGAAAUUAUGACUGCCUGGAAGCAAUUACAAUGAGAACUCCAUAUACCAUAUAGGCACUGCUUAUAUUAAUGGGGUCAGAGUAACUUAGGAAAUUCAGAGCAUGCUUUUCAAUGCAUUAGUGGCAUCUUGAUCUAGAUGGUAGUGAGACAAACUGGGUUUUGUUUCUUGCAGGAUUUUGCCUCUAUGCUUGUUAAUAGGCUGGGUUUGAGGGGUUUUUAUCACAUAUGAGAUCCAAACUGAUGUGCAUCAUAUUAAGAUGCAUUCCUCAUCAUUAGUUUCUUUAGGGAUGCUACAUCAUAACAGUGCUGUUACAUCCGGUCAAAAUGGGAUCUCAGUAGAUUAAAAGUAAUUUAUAGUAGGUAGUUAGUAGUUGCUCUAACACUUUAUUUCAAAGCUGCCUACAUAAGGACUUCAUAACACAUUCAUAGUCAUCGAAUAACAUAUCAUAAACAAUACUCAAACAGCUACAGUUAAUUUGUAAUUGCAUGAUAAGAUUUUUUAAAAUAAAUAAAAUUGCUUUUACAUGAAGGACGUUGAAUUAAAGUGAUAGUUCUUUGUUUAAUUUCAUCCAUUCCCCAGUAAUGGAACUUCUAUUUAGUGCUUAAAUAAGAGCACCAUAUAUCAGUUCUAUGGGAGAUUUGGAUGCCCUUGAAUUGAUCAUUUUCAAAUAUAAAAAAAAAAAAGGAAAAUUACUUGGGAAGUCCGCUUCAUAACAAUGUCAUUAGUGGAACAACAAACACUUGGCUUAGUUAAAGAUUCCUUAUGUCAGCACAAUGUAAUUCACUUCGUAUAACUUCUCAUGUGAUUCUAUAUGUUGCUCAUAAAUACUUAAUUACUGCUUUACAAAUGUGUUAUUCAGUGUUUUAGCAUUUGUUAUGAAGUCGUAGGUAGGAUUCAAAUAAUGUGUAGUCUAGUAAUCAUUAUUGAAUGUAAAAAUCUUGAAAGCAUUUUAAAAGUGUCUUAAGUCAAGAAAUAUCUGUAUGUGCUAAUAUGAAUGAUAUUUGAUCUUGAUUAUGUUUCUGUUUUGUUUUGUUGUUUUGUUCCAUCAGUGAGAUGCAACAUGGCAAGGCCAGCUUAGGUAUUUACUUUGAAAGAAAAAGUCAAGUCUUAAAACCAGUUUGAAAGUCCUUGCUACAUGGAACAGCCUUGAGUGAAAUGUCUAGUGUCUGGUCAGAGUAUGUGUCAGAUAAAUUUGCAGUUUCAAGAUUUUUUUUUUCCAAUAUGUGAAUUAAUUUAUUUAAGUACUAAUUGAAGCAUAUGCACUGAUUUGAAAGGGUAGAAUGUGAGUGUUGUCUGUCCUGUCUCUAAGAUUCAUUCAGUUUAACUUCAUAGUUUCUGCUAAUCUUGAACUGAAUUCUUUUCCUGUAUAUUUUUAAUGCACUGUUCAAAGACACUUUUCAUCUUUUGAGCCAACAAAAACAACUUGCAACUGGCUAGGUUUACCUUUAACUAUAUAUUUGUGUUUAUUUCUGUUUAACUGGUAGCUUGUUUACCUGUUUUAUUAUAAUUAACAAACUCAAAUUGUGUUGUGAGGUGUGAUGUAGAGCUCCGGCAGUUUGAGCUUCUGUUUAUUCAUCUGAUGAUAUUAUUUAUUGAUCUUAAAACUUACACUUCACUCAAUUGUCCUAAGUAUGAAAAAAAUAAAAUCCUAAAGAUUGCGAUUUA